CUGCGGCCAUGGGGGCGUCGGCCAGGCUGCUCCGCGCCGCGAUCAUGGGGGCCCCCGGCUCGGGCAAGGGCACCGUGUCUUCGCGCAUCAUCAAGCACUUCGAGCUGAAGCACCUCUCCAGCGGGGACCUGCUCCGGGACAACAUGCUCCGGGGCACAGAGAUAGGCGUUCUGGCCAAGACUUUCAUCGACCAAGGGAAGCUCAUCCCCGAUGACGUCAUGACCCGGCUGGUCCUGCACGAGCUGAAGCAGGCGGCCCGGGGCAGCUGGCUGCUGGACGGCUUUCCAAGGACCGUGCCACAGGCUGAAGCCCUGGACAGAAUGUAUCAGCUGGACACGGUGAUUAACCUGAACGUGCCCUUCGAGGUCAUUAAGCAGCGCCUCACUGCUCGCUGGAUCCACCCGGCCAGCGGUCGUGUCUACAACAUCGAGUUCAACCCUCCCAAGACAGUGGGCGUGGACGACCUGACGGGCGAGCCUCUGGUCCAGCGCGAGGACGACAAGCCAGAGACGGUCCUCAAGAGGCUGAAGGCGUACGAGGCCCAGACGGAGCCGGUGCUGGAGUACUACCAGAGAAAAGGGGUGCUGGAGACCUUCUCCGGAACGGAAACCAACAAGAUCUGGCCCCACGUGUAUGCGUUCCUGCAAACCAAAGUGCCACAGACCAGCCAGAGAGCCUCCGUCACUCCGUGAGGAGCGCGCGGGCCCACCGGGGAGCCAGGCGGACCCUCCACGGCCCGAUGCCACCCGAGUGCACCCUGUACCCCAGGUUCCUUUCAUUGCCGCUGGCUUUCUGAGAUCCUGAAGGCUUGCCAACGGCGUCCAUGCUCGCACUCGCUGUUCCAAAUUGUCCAGUGUGGCCUCCGGCCGUCUUCUGAGAGCAUGCCCACCUAACCCGUCCGUGAAGGCUGUGCAAACCCAGAAAGUUCUUUUUAGCUCCACAUUAAAAGAGCAUUUGGUAGCCAUCUGCCUUUUCGUUCAGUGAGUGGCUGAUAAAGGUGUCCGUCCUCUUCUGGGAAAGCUGAGUGAACGUGGUCCUACUGAGCUCAUCUCUCCGAGAGGCGUUAUGCAUAGACUGAUGCCCAGAGGGAGAGCUUCCUCGCACUGGGAUUCGUCUCUCCCACAUUCCAAGCCUGCCUUUAAGAAACCUAACACGCUGGCCGAAUAUACUCCAUUUAUACUCCGAAUAUACUCUGUCACACCUGCUGUUUCCUCGAGUUUUCAAAGUCCUCUGAGAUGUGUAUCCAUCACCGCAGUCAGGCUAAUAGUACUGUAGCAACUGGCUUUCUUUUUGUGAAAUAGCAUGUAUACAGAUAGGGAGGAUUAAUGUAGAAUUGGAUAGUAUACCUUCUUGGAGAAGCAGCAGAGUGGACUGAACUUUCUCUUCAGUGGAAAUGUGAAGUUGUGCGUCUUCUCAGAGGUCACUCAAGUUCAGAAAUGUGUGAGGAUGCCCGUGUUUCUUGGUGGCCAAAAUGUCUGAUAUGCCUCGCUGCAUUAGGAAAGGAGGGAGAGGGGGAAGGAAGGACAGAGACCAGCGCAGUCGUAUUUCGUGAGCAGUGGUGGCAAUGCACUGGCUUCACAUGCCAUUACAAACUCACUCACUGCCAUCGAGUUGAUUCUGACUCAUGGGCACCCUAAGGACAGGGUAGAACUGUCUCAUUGGGCUUCCAAGACUCCGAAUCUUUGCAGGCAGAGAUGGCCUCAGCAGUCUCCCUCUGAAUGGCUGGUGGGUCUGAACCGCUGACCUUGUGGUAGCAACUGAUAAGGAACCCGCCAGAGCCCCCACGCUAUAUGUAUAAAAUGACCAGGAAACUCCAAACCCUCUACUGUCUAGUCAAUUUGGGCUCAUAGUGACGCUUAUGGGAGUAGAUAGCCUCCUGUUUCUCCCUCGGAGCGGCUGGUGGUUUCAAACCGCCCACCUUGUGGUUUGCAGCCCAUCAUGGAACCCACUGCCACCCCAGCUCCUUUUGCUGAACCAAGGCUGAACUCCUCCUCGAGGAAGUGGCUGUGGCAGCAGAACUGCAUGGCCCGCACUUUGGACGUGCUCUCAGCUAGGACUGGCCCUGGAGGACAGACGGCAUGCUUUGGUAGAGGGUCGCUGAGAGGGCAAAGUCGUGGACACAGUGACUCCAGUAAUGGGCCCCAACACGGCCACGUCGUGAGGAUGGCCCAGGGCCCGGCCGAGUUUCCCUCUGCUGUACAUACAGUCGUGACGAGCCAGGACCCACUCGCUGGCACUUAGCCAGAAGAUUCCAUGGCCAUCCCUGCAAGUGCCGCAGGAACAGCCCUGGCGGUGUAAUCCAUCCGUGCGGCACGAGGCCUUCCAGGGGCCUCGAGGACGCGAUGAGACCAGGCUUCAUCCCCAGAGGAGGAGACACACCACUACACCGUAGCCUAGUCAAUGCUUUUUAAAAACAAAAACCCAUUGCUGCCAGUCCCACCCAUAGCCCCUGGGAAGGACAAUGUAGAAACAACCCCUCUCCCCCAUAGGGUUUCCAUAGCGAUCUUACUGGAAGGUGUGAACUCCUGCCUUCCCGUUAGCCCACAGGUGCUACCACCACGAGACCCAUGUCCAAACAAGGCCUGGCCUCUGCUCUUUUCAACGUUUGAACCACUUUGUGUACAAUCGGUUCCUGUUUGGGUGGGGAAAUUGAUUUCUCUGAUUAUUCAUUCCUUGUUGAUCUUUCAAAGCGACCAAGACAGUGCGUUUCAUCUUUACAAAAUUGUUUCUAAUGCUUUACUUGAAUGUUGUGUACUUUACAAAACUGUUUUUACUAAACUCAUGAAUUACCACUGUACCCCAAGGCUAUGCGACCUGCACUCAUCUUUAUAAUAAAACGAAAUCUCCAAA
This is a messenger RNA of Echinops telfairi (small Madagascar hedgehog), 2850 nucleotides long. RefSeq names its product adenylate kinase 3 (gene AK3). The record is from RefSeq and is a predicted model, not a curated record. Gene Ontology annotation, cellular component: cytoplasm; mitochondrion. Lineage: Eukaryota; Metazoa; Chordata; Mammalia; Afrosoricida; Tenrecidae. The transcript is spliced from 5 exons. Gene Ontology annotation, biological process: nucleobase-containing compound metabolic process. The coding region runs from base 9 to 692 and encodes 227 amino acids. Gene Ontology annotation, molecular function: AMP kinase activity; ATP binding.